Molecule: messenger RNA, 5223 nt
Organism: Eleginops maclovinus (Patagonian blennie)
Lineage: Eukaryota; Metazoa; Chordata; Actinopteri; Perciformes; Eleginopidae
Product: PDZ domain-containing protein 7-like
Biological process (GO): sensory perception of sound; auditory receptor cell stereocilium organization
Cellular component (GO): stereocilium tip; stereocilia ankle link complex; plasma membrane
Molecular function (GO): protein binding
Source: RefSeq, a predicted model, not a curated record
GUAGGCUAGCAAGCUGACUUAGUGCGGUUAUUUACAGAAUAAACGUGAGGGAUACACGGAACAGUUUUUGUUGACACCGUCUAUGUACUGCCCAUUUGAGUAUGGUAGUAUUUUAAGAAAAGGAAGAGCUGGCUUGCUCUCUGCUGUGUUUUCGGCUCGAAAAGUAAAAUGUUCGACAGGUGAGAGAGAUGCACGAUGGGCAGGAAUGGACCAAAAUGUGACUCCAGGAAUACAAAGAGUCAGCUGUCAUGUCACACAGCAACCUAUGUCGGCUCCUCCACCCGGAGCUGAGUCCCCUUUGGUGGAGCGUGUGUGAAAGGGGACCCUGCCAACCUCCAUGGCUCACUCGUCGGACCCAUCCCGCAGGGAGAAGACCCCCGGGACUCAAGGGUCACACACGGCUACCCGCAACCUCUUACGAAAGAAGGAGCAGCGCCGACGUGGAAUCCGAUUCUCGCCAAUGGGCCGGGUCAUCCUCAUCAACUCUCCUGUGGAUGGUGGAGAUGACUGUGAGGACCUCCAUACGAUCACAGUGGAUAAGAGUGUGGACGGCAAGCUGGGCUUCAGUGUUCGAGGAGGCUCCGAACAUGGUCUCAGCAUCUUUGUCAGUAAGGUGGAGGACAACAGUACAGCAGAGGAGGCAGGCCUGCAGGUAGGGGAUAAACUGGUGGAGGUGAAUGGUAUCAGCCUGGAGAGCAUCACCAUGAGCAGUGCUGUGAAAGUCCUGACCGGCAACAACAGGCUGAGGAUGGUGGUGAGACGCGUUGGCAAAGUCCCCGGCAUCCGCUACUCCAAGGAGAAGACUACCUGGGUGGACUUGAUACACAGGCGUAUGGUGGUGGAGGAGAGUGGAUGCACCCCUUCAGACGCCAGCUCAGGGAGCGCCCUCCAAAGGAUCGUCCACCUUUCCACCACCUCAGACGACUACUGCCUGGGCUUCAACAUUCGUGGGGGGAAGGAGUUCGGUCUGGGCAUCUACGUCUCCAAGCUGGAUCCUGGAGGUCUGGCUGAGCAGAAUGGGAUAAAGAUGGGGGACCAGAUCCUGGCUGCCAAUGGAAUAAGCUUUCAGGACAUCAGCCACAGUAACGCUGUGGAGGUGCUGAAGAGCCACACACAUGUCAUGCUGACCAUCAAGGAAGCAGGGCGAUACCCGGCUUAUAAAGAGAUGGUGGCAGAAUACAGGUGGCUCAAUAAGUUGGCCAGUGGUAAUCAGAAAUCCUCCUCCCAGGGUUCAGAAUCCAACUCCUCUGGCUCCUCUCUGUCUUCUGGCACGCCUGUUAGCUCCCUGAGCGGCCUGUCGCAGGUCAUGUUCCCUCCCAGCAUGCCUUUCUGUUCAGACAUGGUGGAUGUCUGCAUCUCUACAGAGGACCAGAGGUCUGAGACACAGCGAACGGAGACGGCCAUGCAGACGGACCUCCCACCUCAGAGGACAGCUGCAGAAACCACUCGCAGCCUGGGACAAACCACUCUGCUCAAAGACACGGUGAUCCGUUCUGGGGAGGGCGGUGGGACCACAGAGUCCCCGAAAACAGCCGUGCUGAUGGCUCUCAGCAGACCCAGCCGACCAAUCAGCCGCUCUCAGAGUCAGGUCACUGUGGCAGAGAUCAAGCAGAAGAAAGAGAAGAAGCAGAAAGAGAAGCACCCAGAGCAGAAGAGCGCCCUGCAGCGCUCAAAGACAUUCGUCAACUUGCUCUUCAGGGGGGGGCGCAGGGGGCGCUCCAAGUCGCCGUCGACACACAAAGCUGGGGGGCGACAGGUCAGUGUAAUGCCAAAUUCAGAGAUGCUAGGAGUGGUGGAGGACAUGGCACGCAGGCUGCUGACGGAGGACGAGGUGGCUGCUGUGAUGAAGACGUGCCGAAGGUAUGUGGCGGAGCGGUCAGUGGAGAACUUAAUACGCCACCUGUUGGCCGUGCUGGACAGACCUGAGAAGCUGCUGCUGCUGAGAGAAGUCCGGAUGCUGCUUCCUCCGCCCCACCUGAGUGCAUUCAAUAACCUGGUGACCCCGAUCGAAGUCGAGGCCUACGAUAUCCUCAAGUAUCGUUCAAUCAAAACUCCUCUUCUUCGCUCUCCCACAUCUGGUAGAGUACCAAAACGGCGCCUCAUUACUCCCAUCCCGGACUUCAGGGGAGGCUUUGAGCUCCACAAUGCUGUGGAGGUGGAGAAGGAGAGCCACCUACUGGACGAGCUGGAAAAGCUUAGUGUGCAGGGGCCUAGAGGGGCCAUGGAGAGGCCCCCUUCCUCCGGGAGGUCCUUCAACCCGCUGCUGGACAUCCCAGUGGAUGGAUACGAUGCAGAGCCUGGAGACCUCAGAUCGCCCCUCUCCAGCGCCAUGCUCCCCAACUGGCUGCUGGCCCACAGCGAACAUCCCCGCCCUCCGCUCCGCACAGACAUCGGCACCAUUCGCUCCGUCCACUUCGACGAGGUCUCGCUGCAUUCUGCCUCAGAUGCUUCCUCAGAGAGGGGGCGCUCCCCGUUCAGAAAUGGACACUCGGCGGGUAAAAAGGAGAAAAGUGGAGACAGGAGUAAAGGAGGCGUGUUCACGCUGCAGAGUGCCACACGCAGGAGUCGGCCCUUGUUGUCGCAGGUAUUCAGAUCGAGUCCUUAUAAGCAGGCGGGGAGAGAUGAACAGAUGAACCAACAUCAGGCGUCCUCUGAGAACGGACUCAACGGAUCCGAGUCUGAACAGGAGUACGAGCUCAAAACUGUCAGCAUCUCCAAGACCAAACAGUCCCUGGGCAUCAGUAUAUCUGGUGGGAUGGAGUCCAAGGUUCAGCCGGUGGUGAAGAUCGAGAAGAUCUUUCCUGGAGGAGCAGCCUCCAGCUGUGAAGUGCUCAAGGCUGGAUUUGAGUUGGUGUCUGUGGACGGCGUCUCCCUGCAAGGCGUGACCCAUCAUCAUGCUGUGGACAUCAUCCGAAAAGCCUUCAGCAACAAGGCCAAAGACCCCAUGGUAUUUGUGGUCAAAGUCCCCAGAAACAUUUUGAAAGGAGAGUGAGACAGACAGUGAAUUUAUUUCGGGGACUAAAGACAUAGACUUGAACUCUGGCCCGAAGACAGAUGUCAGGUAUGUUAUUUUGCCAUUCAUGUUAAAGUUUGUUUGAGUCAUUAAUUACAUGGACUCUGGUAACUGUUUUAAACUGAAAUACAAACUGAGCAUAGAGCAGAUUACUGGAUUUCAAAACAAAUAAGGAAAUGAUUCAGUAUAUGAAAAAUAAUUGUGUCAUAAAAAUACUUAAGGUAAACACGCAAGCAAAAAUAAGAUUUACAGUCAAUUAUAUUUGCAUCCAUAAAGCUUUAAAUCAUAAAAAAAAGGGUGCUCUUGAUGCCUUAAUAUUUCCCUCUAAUCACAAUCCAGGAGCAGAUGUUUGUAAAUAAUAUGCAUUUUUACAUUUUGUCGUAUUAACAUCCAAUCAGAAAAUACUGCAGUGCAGAAAUGUUGUUAUCUGAUUAAAAGUGCAGGAUACCAGACUGCACAUUGUAACCAGAGUGCCUUUUUAAAAUCCCCGUAAACUGAGAAUAUGUCUUACUGAGCGUAAUCUAACUUCCGACCUGCAGAGGGCAGACAUGAGACACUCAGAGACAUUUCUGUUGCCUGCAGCAGCUAAUGAGAAACACAUUGAACGCCUCACCAAACUACAAACUUUAAACAUUGCCUCAAAGUGUACAAGAGGAGAACUGUAGAAUAAAUAACCAGAUGUGAAUUGGUAUGUAAACCAUAGGAAUGAUAUACUGUUUUGUAUUAAUUCCAUCUUCUGUAAGGCUUUCAAGUUGUUCAAGAAAUCUCCAUGUACCACGCAGCUUUCAAAUGAUGUCUUUUUUUAAUUAAAAACAUAGGUUUAUUCAAGAAAUGUACAGCAUGAAAAUAAACAUUUUAUGUUUUCAUACAAAUACUGUGGAUUAUAAAAUGAUACUGAAGAACCAGAAGGACCAUCCACACAGCAUCAAUAUACAGGACACACACCUGGAGGAGCAAAAUAUAAUGUGCGACAUUGCUUUGGUCUAUUCACAGUGGCUAUGUUUUAUUAUUGAGAUGGAGAGGAAUCUCAGGUGUGAAACUUUACGGGUUCUUUACAGAGGAUGAGUUUUCAAUCAGCAGUUGUGAACAAAAAAGUCUCUUGGUUCUGGAGAGUAAAACACAUAUGAAACAGAUCAUAAAGUUUGGUGGAAAAACAUAUCAAAGUUGUUUAACACCAAAACACCCUUCAUUUAGUGCACCAUUUCCCUUUAGUAAUGUCAAAAUCACCCACACCCAAUUAUUUUAACAAUUUUAGAUAUUAGAAGUUAAGUAUUUUGUCUCUUUAUCUUUUACAAUGCUUUUAACUCCUUUAUAAUUUUGUAUUCCUUGUGAUGGGAAUGCAGCUGUUAUUAAUUAUACCUGCUCUUUGACAUGCCAAACUAGCCUGCUAUAAAAUUUGAUUUACCUAAACUUUUACAAUAUCAUGACAUACAUAUACACUUAUCAAUAUUGCAGGAUAUAAUUACUGAACAUAUAUUAUGGUUCUCCAACACUACAGGAAAGUGAUUAGUUUAUUCAUUUGUGAUGUGUGACGUGUACUAAAUGGAAGGUGUUCAGGGCGUAUCUGAUCCAGAUGUUACUGUGUUCGAUGACAUAAGACUGUACAGAUGUUCAUGAUAUCAUUCCACCAUUUAGGGUAAAGUGUUCAGGAUAUAAGAGUACAACUGGAGGAGGCUGAACCUUUGUGUCCCUCAAACUGCACUUUAUAUUAUAAAAAACAACAUUUGUGCCAUAUGACAGAAAAGUUCUAGUUUUUGGUCCCUACCAUUUAAUCUAGCUACAUCUACUGGUACAUGUCAGUCAUGCAGAGUGAACUCACCAUCAUCAGCACCUCGCUGUGAUGCUCUCACUCUGAUCAUGACGCAUUGAAUGUGUGGUGUCUCACUUCAACUGUCCAUCGAAAACAAGCGUGGGCUCAGCUAAACACACUGAUCAGAGCUGACACUGAGUGGGAGUGUGGUGGGAAAGCCAGCCUGGAAGGUGGAGUCAUAACCAACUCAGGAGGAGGUCUGGUGAAGUUACUCAAAACAUUUAGUUAUUAUCAUUGGGAUAGUUUGAAGCGGGGUUGUAUGAGGUCCUACAAAGUCAGUGUAUACCUAAUGUAUAUGAUGAUCAACACACCCCAAGUUUGGAGGAACAGAUCGGAGAACCAGCACAGAAGCUAAUCCUGGGGCUGCAGUUCAAAGGUGCCGGCAGCAAAAUUAAUUUAA